Aureobasidium vineae is the source of this 3438-nucleotide messenger RNA. NCBI's taxonomy places the organism in Eukaryota, Fungi, Ascomycota, Dothideomycetes, Dothideales, Saccotheciaceae. The record is from the annotation of a GenBank genome assembly.
AUGUAUGCUGCCAGUCCGGUCAAGAAGCAACCUACCUUGGAUCUCGGCAACGCCAUACGACAGGGUGUCGUUUUCCAAACACAUACGGGAGAUCAACGCCUAGAUGAGCAUUUGGGAUACAUCAGAAGGGUGAAAUGGGCUUCGACAUCUCUUGGACCACUGGAGUCAUGGCCUCAGGACUUGACACAACUCUGCCAUAUCUGCUUGCUGGACCCGCAACCGCGUCUUCUUAUUCUCGGAUCUGAUCGUGUGUUGUUCUAUAAUGAAGCGUAUGCGGAGAUGUGCGGCAACAAGCAUCCAGGCGCCCUGGGUCAGACUCUUAUCGAAGCUUGGGGUGAUGUGGCUAUGGACGCUAUCACCACGCCUUUGGCCACCGCAGAGACUACGGGACGACGAGUCGAGCUUAGAGAUCAACCACUGGUGUACGAGCGGAAUGGCUUCCUCGAAGAAGUCUAUCUCUCAUGGACGGUCAUACCAUUAGUUGGAACAACUCCAGGUUUCUACGUAUCAUUGACAGAUGUGACGGAGACGACACUAGCAGAGAAGAGGCGAGCUGCCCUCCGAGCACUCAACACUGCUUGGGAUGUUGUCAAGGAUCCUCGCAAGUUCUGGCAAAGCAUCCCGAAAAGUCUGGCUUUGGACCCAUCUCUGUUCCCUUUCGCAUUUCUUUACGUUGCAGGUUCAAGUACAGGCUCAGAUCGUUCUAUCGACACUUCCCCGGAACCAACUCAUGAAAUGCGAUUCAAGCUUGAAGGGGCUGUUGGAAACCCCACGAUAACCUCGACAUUACCAGAAGAGCUAGGAUCCGACCACUUUGCCUCAGUCUCGGAUCUGAGAGACCCGAUCCCAAUUCGACAGAACGAGGUUCCUGGUUCGAUGCAGUCGUUAUUAACACAAGAUUGUAUUCUGGUUCCGAUACGUUCGAACCGAUCGGAAAAAAUCAUCGCAUAUCUCUUCCUUGGAACAGAUUCAAAGCGACCUUACAACGAGACUUAUCGAGAAUGGAUUCACGAGUUUUCUAGAUGCCUGGGUAAUGCUGUGACGGACGUUCUCCUUUCCGAGGAAGAGAAGCGCAAGCAACACUACCGGGCCGCACAGGCUGCCAGAGAGCAACAUCUUCUAGCCACCGCACUCGCAAAUCGUGACAGAGAGGCGGUAGCCGUGACCGAUCAAUUCCAGCGUACACUCAAGGUUGUGGAUAUGGCUGGCGUUGGCAUCUUUGAGUACGAUCUUGAAGGUCGGCUGAUAUACGCCAAUGAGGCUUACAAGGCCAUAACCCACUGUCUACCCAAAAGCAUGCAUGGAGACAAGCUGGUAUUCCUAGACAUGAUAUACCCAGAAGAUGCCGAGUACAUCAUGUCAAAAUGGAACUGCGCCGCUGGCGGCAAGUCUUGUACUUUUGAAAUGAGGUUUAAAACUCCCGACGGUCAUGGUGUCUGGGUUCUUGCAGCUGUUAUUCCAGUGUUCGAAAAUGGGGUCAUCACAAGUGUAUCUGGAUGUACCACAAACAUCCACGACACUAAGUUGAGAGAGACAGAGUCCGUACAGCGACUGCAAGCACUCGAAAGAGCCAAGUCGUGGGAGCGGCGUUUCGCGAAUUUUGCCGAAAUGGCUCCUAUUGCCAUUUACUUCGGGACGCAGGCUUAUCACCAACUUUCUUACUGCAACCACGCAUGGUUUGAGAUGACUGGACAUCCAGUUGUGCCCUUUGAGAAGAUCAAUUGGGCAAGCAUAAUCUACGAGGAGGAUAUUGAACUCGUCAGGAGUCACUGGACUCGUGUGUUCGACACCGAAAAGCCCAUAAACGUGCAAUUCAGACUGAGACGAAGCUGGGUUGACGGAAAUGGAGUGACCAUAGGUCCUGUGUGGGUCACUGCAUCUGCGCUGCCUGAAUACAAGGAAGAUGGAACUGUCAAAGGCAUCAUUGGCACCAUGCUAGACAUCUCGGCACUAAAGUUCGCAGAGACGGUGCAGCAGAUGAAAGUACAGGAAGCCAUGGAAGCAAAACGCCAAUCUUCGAACUUCAUCGACAUGACAUCGCAUGAGGUAUACUUGAAAGAAACACAUGUAGCCUUUGUGAAUGUGCUGACNUCUCGGCAGAUUAGAAACCCUCUUGGUGCAGUAUUCCACUGUUCUGAUGCCGCGCAAGAAAUUCUGGCCGAUAUGACAGUCCUCGCAAAUCGAUUGGCCUCCACCACAGAGUCCAAGAUUGGGGGACAGCUGCACGAACUAAUCGCAAGUGGCGUUGAUUCAGUCAACACAAUCAUAUCCUGCUCGCAACAUCAGAAGAGAAUCGUGGACGACAUCCUCGUACUCUCAAAACUCGACUCAAACCUCCUCCAAAUCACACCCUCAGCCGUCCAAGUAACAACCCUCUUACACGACGUGGANAAAAUGUUCGAAGCCGAAUCCCAACGAAGCGACGUCCAACUCGAAACCCAAGCGCACGCCUCCCUCAACCAAUUGAACGUGUGCUACGCAAUGCUAGACCCAGGCCGCGUCCAACAAGUCCUCAUCAACCUCCUCACUAACGCCAUCAAAUUCUGCAANAAGAAGAAUCAGCGAAAAGUCACCAUUCGUGUUGGCGCUUCCAAGAUACGGCCUUCGGAAAACGUGCUGCCGGAUAUUGAUUUUGUGGUUGCGCAUAGUUUGCAUGAUUGUGCGUAUGAUGAUCCAGAGUUUGAGGAUCGGAGCUUUUAUCUUUGGUUUAGUGUCGAGGAUACGGGGAGGGGUAUGUCCGCGGAUGAGAAGAGCCGUAUUUUUGCGAGGUUUACUCAAGGCUCCCCACGUACGGAAUCGGAGUAUGGAGGUUCGGGGUUGGGUCUGUUUAUCUCGCGUGAGCUUGCGGAACUCCAAGGUGGAGAGAUUGGUGUGGCCAGUGAACUCCACGUCGGCAGCACGUUUGCCUUUUUCAUAAAGACCAGACACACAGAAGCACCCAUCACAGCGUCUAUGCACAACAACCUGACCCUCCAACAAAGAAACCAAACAGACACACAAGCCCAAGCAACCAAGAAAUCCGACAUCCACAUCCUCAUCGUCGAAGACAACGCCGUAAACCAAAAACUGCUCCGCCAACAACUCUCCAAACACGGGUUCUCAGUCUCGACCGCGGACAAUGGUUUAGACUGUCUCUCUGCUCUUCAAAAGACAAAGCUUUAUCGCUCUAAUACCUCUGCCUCUGCGCCUUCACCCUCGGUAAUCUUGAUGGAUAUAGAGAUGCCACUUAUGGAUGGAUUACAAGCAACCAGGGAGAUCAGGAAAUGGGAGACAGAAGGGAAGUUAAGCGGACACGUGCCCAUUAUUGCGGUAUCGGCGAAUGCGAGACAAGAACAGAGGGAUGGGGCUAUGGAGGCGGGGAUGGAUGAUGGGAUUAGCAAGCCAUUCAGGAUUGCUGAGUUGGUGCCCAAGAUUGAAAGGUUGGCUGGUUGGACUUGA